CCCAUCAUGCAAUGUUUUUAUUUCUCAACAGUCAAAAAAUUGAAGCUCAUCACCAUGAAGCCAUCUCCUUCUUCUUCCUCCUCCUACACUAUCCCCAACAUCACCCAAAUCCUCAACCAAUCCCAAACCCUAACCCAACUCAAACAAGCCCAAUCCAUCCUCAUCAAAACCAACCUCAUCAAAUCCCUCUCCAGUCUACUCCUUCAUCAUUUCACCACCCUCAUCAAAUCCUACUCAACCUCAAUCUUCCCCAUUCAAUCCCUUCACCUCUACAACCACCUCUGCCGUCUCAACCUCAAACCCAGCAGCCAAACCUUCACCUUCUCGCUCAAAGCCUGCUCCCGUGUCCCUGUCUUCGAGCUUGAACCCGAUAUCUUACCUUUCCUCCAAAAGGGUCUUGAGAUCCACUGCCGAACAUUCUGUAGUGGAUACAAUCAGGAUGUUUAUGUUCAUAAUUCGUUGAUUACAAUGUAUUCAAAUUGUGGGUCGCUUGGUUGUGCACGCAAGGUGUUUGAUGAAAUGGACCAGAAGAGUAUAGUCACAUGGAAUGCGAUGGUGGUUGCUUAUAAUAGAUACAAAGACUUUGAGUCUGCCGAUUGGGUUCUUUCCCGGAUGCCGGAGAAGAAUGUAUCGAGUUGGAACGGCUUAAUUACGAGGCAUGUGAGGGUUGGGGAUGUUGCAGGUGCGAGGAAGGUUUUUGAUGAAAUGCCUGAGAGGGAUUCAGUUUCAUGGAAUUCGAUGAUUGCAGGUUAUGUGAGGGUGAAGGAUUAUAAGAGUGCCGUUUGGAUGUUUAAGAGGAUGUUGAGUAAUGGCUUGGAGCCGACGGAGUUGACUAUGGUUUCGGUGCUUGGAGCUUGUGCAGAGACUGGAGAGAUAAAGAUUGGGAGAGAGAUUUAUACAUGCUUGAAGGAGAAGGCUUUUACGAUUGAUGGGUUUGUGGGCAAUGCACUCUUGGAUAUGUUUGCAAAAUGUGGUAAUUUAGAGGUAGCAAGAGAAAUAUUUGAUCAAAUGGGUGCUAAGCAUGUGAGCUGUUGGAAUUCGAUGAUUGUGGCAUUGGGAGUUCAUGGCUUUUGUGAUGAAGCAAUUGAGUUGUUCUCGAAAAUGGACCAAAAGCCAAACCGGCUUACUUACCUUGGAGUCUUGCUGGCUUAUAGUCACAAGGGAUUGGUAAAAGAGGGGAGAGAGUUUUUUAGGAAGAUGGUAGAAGAGUAUAAGGUUAAGCCUGAUAUCAAACAUUAUGGGUGUAUGAUUGAUAUGCUUAGUAGAACGGGAUUGGUGAAUGAAGCAUAUAAGAUGGUUAAGUCAAUGCCAAUGAAGGCGAACUCGGUGAUUUGGAAGACAUUACUUGGGGCUUGUAAGGUUCAUGGGAGUGUCGAGUUGGCAGAAGAAGCUUUUCAAGAGCUUAGUGCAAUUGGUCCUUUGAAUGACAAUGAUUAUGUUUUGAUGUCGAAUGUUUACGCAGAAGCUGGGAGAUGGAGUGAUGUUGAACGGUUGAGAUGUGGGAUGAUUGGGCAAAGUAUUUUAAAGAAGGUAGGUUACAGUCAGAUUGAGCUAAGUUGAGAGUAUAUAUUCAUGCACUUUUUGUCACUGCAAGGAGAGUUUAUAAUCAGUGUGGCUAAGAAGAUGGUUCUUUAAUGACAUCCCUGAGAUGAACAAAGGCCUUGAUACUUGAUAGAGCCUGUUUACCGGAAUACGUAUAUGAUUCUUAUAAUCAAGCUGAAUAUUUAUCAAAUCAAUUCUCAUCCCAUGUCUGGAACGUGAAAAUGGAGGCUCGUCCCACACAAGUAUUUCAGGGGAUUAGAUGCGACUUAUGAAAGGCUCAACCUGUGUGAGAUAUUAGCCUCUAGAGUUUCGGUUUUCAUGAACCUUUGGAUCCUGAAUGCCUAUUAAUCAUAACUAAUAAGUGAAGCUGCCUUUUCUACAAAAUUCAUGUGAUUUCAGCCUGGAUUUUUGAAAGGUUUGGGGACCAAGGAAGUGAAGCUGAAAAUUUCUCUCUUGGAAUUGGGAAAGGUCCACAUGGUAUCACAAGGCACAACUGGGGAUGAGGGAAUUGAUAAAGAGAAGGUUGUUUUUGCAGUGAAGAACCUCUCUCUGGAUGAAUCAAAUUCUUUCAUUUUAAACCUGUGAGCUUGAGUUAGGUGAGUUUUUGUUUGAGAAUUGACCAAGUUGAAGACUUAAGUAUAACUUGGGCCCAAGUACCUUGAUUUGUUCUUAGAGCAUCCUUAGUGAAAAGGCUAGAGAUCAAAGAUCUUGUUUAGGCAGAUGUUAUAUUGAUGAAAAAAAAUCCCUUGUGUUUACAGGAAGCACGAAAAUUUGAAGUGAGAAGGAUGGUUGAGAUUGUGCAUUCAGCCUGAGAAACUGGAAAGAAUUUGGACUAUCUUUACACCAAGAUCAACUAUUUUGUGUUAUCAGAAGGUCAGAACUUGAAUGGACAUGAUGCAAGCCAGUAUAAGAAGAUUUCAAAUCAAAGAGAAGCAUCUAUGAGGAGUUUUAGAAGCAGGUAUGAGCUUGUACUGACUAAAGAGGGGCAAAUCACCAAAAUGUGAGCUAGCCAAGGAAGAGGCAAACUAUCAAUUUUCCUUUACGAGCGUGGGGAGCCUCUGUGGACUUCACUACUGGUGGCUGGCAGAGUGGUAGUGCCACCUUCUAUGGUGGAAGCGAUGCCUCAGGCACGAUGGGUGGAGCCUGUGGAUACGGAAAUUUAUACAGCCAAGGUUAUGGAACUAACACUGCAGCUCUCAGCACAGCCCUCUUCAACAAUGGUCUCACCUGUGGGGCCUGCUAUGAGCUCAAAUGCAUCAAUGAUCCUCAGUGGUGCCUCCCUGUCUCGAUCGUGAUCACUGCAACAAACUUCUGUCCCCCGAAUUAUGCGCUUCCUAAUGAUAAAGGUGGAUGGUGCAAUCCUCCACGUCAGCACUUUGAUCUUUCCCAACCUGCAUUUCUUCAGAUUGCACAGUACCGUGCAGGAAUCGUGCCUGUUGCUUUCAGAAGAGUGCCUUGCGUGAAGAAAGGAGGAAUAAGGUUCACGAUCAACGGCUUCUCCUACUUCAACCUGAUCCUAAUCACCAACGUUGCAGGCGCGGGUGACGUUUGUGAAGUAUGGCUCAAGGGGUCGAAGACAGGAUGGACGCAAAUGUCGAGAAAUUGGGGGCAAAAUUGGCAGAGCAACAUGCUUCUCGAUGGCCAGGGACUGAGCAUCACCGUUAAGACUAGCGAUUGGAGCCAAGUCACCAAUGACAAUGUUGUGCCUGAUGGAUGGCAGUUUGGACAAACUUUUGAAGGGAAUCAGUUUUAGGAUCAGGAAAUAUAUAAUUGCUAUAGACUGACCAACUAGGGUGACAUUUGAUAUCAUAUAGGUAAAUUUGAGAUAUGGGUGGAAACGUGUUGCAUGUUUGACAAUGUGCUAUAGUUCUGAUGAGAGAAGUGGAGUAAUGAGCUGAGCGUGUUAGAGAAGUAUUCAAUAAAAUCAUGGAGAUUCAGUU
Messenger RNA from Asparagus officinalis (garden asparagus), 3482 nucleotides. RefSeq names its product expansin-A2-like. The record is from RefSeq and is a predicted model, not a curated record. The coding region runs from base 2675 to 3295 and encodes 206 amino acids. Lineage: Eukaryota; Viridiplantae; Streptophyta; Magnoliopsida; Asparagales; Asparagaceae. Gene Ontology annotation, cellular component: extracellular region. Gene Ontology annotation, biological process: plant-type cell wall organization. The transcript has 4 exons.